Cantharellus anzutake is the source of this 2352-nucleotide messenger RNA. RefSeq lists its product as uncharacterized. The record is from RefSeq and is a predicted model, not a curated record. The transcript is spliced from 11 exons. The coding region runs from base 1 to 2352 and encodes 783 amino acids. Lineage: Eukaryota; Fungi; Basidiomycota; Agaricomycetes; Cantharellales; Hydnaceae.
AUGGAUCUAGAGGACGUAGGGGAGCUGAAAUACUCUUGCAAAGAAGGGCCUGUCAUCAGCACUGUCGCCCCAAGCCAUAUCCGGGAGCUUUUGAUCUCCCGAACACCCUACACGUGGUCUACUGCUGGCGAGCUUGGUAUCGCAGCGGUAAAAAGGCAGUUGGAGGUUUAUGAAGAGUCUCUUAAGGAUGUAGAGGAUCAGAAAAAGCUUUCCGCGGAUGCAUCGCUGUUUGAUGCAGUGGCCACGAAAAUCGCAACGUCCCUCAAUGUUGACCCGUCGGAUGACAUCAAAGCUAUUAUGUCCCUUCCACAAUCUGUACUGCGUAGGGCCGUAGGAAGAUGGGAUAAGUUGCCAUAUCACGCCUUCUGCAUUGCGAGGCGGUCUGCUGAGGGCGCAGUGGAUGGAGGUCUAACUGAGCGGCUUGACGCUGAGGCUGGGGGGGCGCUUAGCUCCGACGUUGAUGAAUGGAUCCUCCGCAACGAGGCAUGGCUGAGAAAUAGUCAGGAACCCAAAGACUGGUCGCGAGGGCUCGUUCGAUUCUCUCAGCACGCAAAUGCUGUCUUUCAGGAUUCUACUCUCUCUGUUAAUGCAAGGGUGCUCAGUCGUUCUUCGAUGAGUGGCUAUAAGAUUUUAGACAGGAAUCGAGCGUCCUCGAUAAAGAUCCAGCCAAAUAUUGGCGCCUUUGCUAGCGUCUUCAGUGUACUCAGUGAUGGUCUUUUGAAAGGCGUGGACUGGAAUAAUGUCUUUGCUGCAGGAGGAAUCGCUCUCUCCUCGCUGCUCUGCACAGAUGUCAAAGCGGACGCUCUCAUUUUUAAGAACUCCGACAUAGAUCUCUAUAUUCAUGGGCUCGGGCCAACUGAGGCUAACAAGAAAAUUCAGCACAUCUAUGACGUCUGGAAGUCAAACUUGCCCAAGGACGCUGAUUCCAGGGUUGCACGGAACUCACGAACGAUCACCCUCUUUGGGCCUUAUCCUACGCGGCGAAUCCAAAUUGUCUUGAAGUUGGUUCGAGAUCCGAAAGAGAUCCUUCUGAAUUUCGACCUCGAUAUCUGUUCCAUGGGAUGGGACGGAAAAGAGCUCUAUCUUCUUCCACGAGCCGCUCGCGCCCUUCAGACGGGUUACAAUGUCUUUACGAUGAAUCUUAUUAAUGGACAUUACCUGGGAGAGCGAAGGGCAAGUCAAGAAGAGAGGUAUUCCAUUUUAGUCGCCGACGUUAACACUGUUUUGAUUCUCUUUAGGGUUUUCAAAUAUGCGGACAGAGGUUAUGGGAUCCGUUUUCUCCCCAGCUACGUUGAUUCACUCCCCAGGGACGAGCAGGCUCUCGACGUGUUGAGUCUUGGCCAAGAAAUGCAGCAUACGGACAUGAACAGGAUCUCAAGAAAUUCGGAGUGUUGGAUUACCAAGCUCUUAAAUAUUCGAUUCUUCAACGGGAAUCCACUGGACUUAAAGGGGCCGAAACCGGCGUUGUCUCAUGCCUCUAUUUCUGAAAUUUCAUGGAAUUCCACAGAUACACAAGGUCGAAGUUGCUUGUCCAGCUUUGAGCGCCUCAUGCGGCACGUCUGGCUCUGGGGGCGCGCUCUCGACAACACAACAUUCGCCUCCGUCGAUUACACAGAAAAUUCCAGUCCUGUGGGAUACGAUGAAACCCCCCAUUAUGCCUGGAAUGAGAAGUUCAAGUUUGCUGAUUUCGAGUCCGCUAUUUUUCAUGUGAACGAAAAGGAGCUAGACCAACUUGAAAACAAUAUGUCAGAAUGCGGGUACCCGACGAGAUGGAAUGGCCUCCACCCACGCGCAGGCUCGAGAUUCGAGGAGAUAGUUGUGGAUGCAAACAAGGUUGGACGCAUGGUAAUCGGAAAAUCAUUGGAGAAGGUCCUGGGCUCCGAGGGAGACUUUCUUAUCCCUCUGUGGCUCCCAGAGGAUUUCGUCUCCUUUGCUAAUGAAACAAUUAAGAACUCUCUGGCCGCUCAUCACUUGCCGGUGGACAUUGAACCACUAUGUCUCAUAUCAAACCAACCUCUUCAGGACACCGAUGCGUCCGGAAAUCUGAGGCCGUACUACUGGCAUAUUGACCGAGUGUGUGCAUGGCAAAAGAUAGAUCGGCGAAUCGACGAAAUAUUUGAAGUCCUUUGGGCGUUCCAUUCCGCCAAUGCCACGCUCGCUGCAUUACCGGAAGAACGGAUGUUGUCCUUCAUUACCCAGCUUUCUAAGAGAGCCAUCCGGAAAGGUCCGGAUGAUGAGAUGGCCAGCUUUGCUCGCUGGGUUGGGCGAGUCCCAGGUCAAAUGCGCUUCUCAUACUCUGACAACUGGUACAAUAUGGAAUAUAAUGAUGAAGAUGACGAAUGGGCAUGGUGA